AUGGGCAAGGCAAAGGACUUGGCCGAGAAGCCCGCCUAUCUCAGCUCCGCUGCCGCGAAGUAUGCUCUCGGUGUCCAUCGCGGUCCUUUUGCGCCCAAAGAGUCUCUCGAUGGCAACGAUCUUGAGCAUAUCGAGACUGCGGACACCAUCACGCUUGAGAACAUCAAGCGCACGCCCACUCAGAAUCUGCGGCGGCACUGGUUCCGGUUCUGGUGCUGUUAUGUCUUUUGGUCGAUUAUCUUCCUCGCCAUUUUCCUCCCUAUUUUCUUCCUAAUCUGUAUCCCCGCCAUCUCUCAAAAUGUCCUCAACCGCUCGACCCUCCUCCUCGUCGAAGCAGCCAUCCUCGAGCCUCGUCCCGACAGCCUCGUUCUCAGCAUGACCUCCGCCCUCAAUCUCCCGGUCUCUCUUCCCGUGCGCAUCGACCCCAUGACCCUCGAAUUGUUUAACCGCGAACAACCCAUGAACAACACCUGGUCCAAGGUAUAUCUGGGCCCGUACCUGAUCAAGGGCAACACCACGUUGGGUGUCACGAACCAGCCCACGCCAAUUGACCCAGAGCAAUGGUAUAAUUAUGUAUGGAAGUUCGUGCACUUGCACCACCCGCCUCUGUCUGUGCGCGGGAAGACGACAUCGUAUCUGGGAGAGUUGGUUAGUAAGGUUACGAUGGAUAAAGACAUUCCGCAGACGACGUUGAAUAACUUCACCGGAUUUUCUAUUGAUGACAGCACACUCAUCGAGGCCCGCGAAGAUGGCACCAAUCUCCUCGCCAACGCCACCCUUCCCAAUCCCUCAGUCGUUACCUUGGAAAUCGGCAACACAACACUGAACCUCUUUAGCGGCGAUCUGCUCCUUGGUAAUGCCACUCUCCCCAACCUCUUCCUCCGCCCCGGAAACCACGCCACCCCCGUCGAAGGCAUCCUCGACAUCAAGAAACUCUUCAACAAAGACAACCUGAGCCAAAUCGUCAAAGACCAAGCCGAGUCCCUCAAGAAAGGCAAUCUGAAGCUUAAAACCAUAGGCACCAAUGUCAUGUGGAAUGGCGUCCAGGUCCCCUACUACACGAAGGUCAUGCAGGGUCUCACCCUGGAAGCAGAUGUGCCAAUAGCAGGGUUACUCGGCAACACUGUCCACAGUCUAUUAAACGGCAAGGACAAUCCAUUGGCGAAUAUUUCCAUCACCGAGCCGGAGACGGAUGACAGUGAUGGGAGUAUCUUGGAUGGGACUGGACUGGAUAAUCUGAGGAAACUCAAGAGGGCUAUGAGCGAUGUUGAUUUGAGUAAAUACAGCGGGAGGAAACGCGGAAUGGAAAUGACCAUUGCGGAUCUCAUGGCGACGUUAUAA
Aspergillus chevalieri is the source of this 1341-nucleotide messenger RNA. Its product is annotated as DUF3712 domain-containing protein. Gene Ontology annotation, cellular component: fungal-type vacuole membrane. Lineage: Eukaryota; Fungi; Ascomycota; Eurotiomycetes; Eurotiales; Aspergillaceae. The record is from RefSeq and is a predicted model, not a curated record. The transcript is spliced from 4 exons. The coding region runs from base 1 to 1341 and encodes 446 amino acids.